Messenger RNA from Camellia sinensis, 486 nucleotides. RefSeq lists its product as uncharacterized. The record is from RefSeq and is a predicted model, not a curated record. NCBI's taxonomy places the organism in Eukaryota, Viridiplantae, Streptophyta, Magnoliopsida, Ericales, Theaceae.
AUGGGGAUGGAAAUUGGUGCCAAUAGAAUAGUAGUCUCUCAUUUGCAAUUUGUUGAUGAUUCCCUUUUGUUUUGUGAGGCUAAUAGGCAGGAGACGCUCAAUAUCAAAAGGAUUCAUAGGUGGUUUGAAAUCCUAUUAGGUCUCAAGAUUAAUUAUCAUAAAAGUGUGGUUUGUGGGGUGGGUAUUUCUGAAGCAUCGAGCAAAGAGUUUACAACAUUAUUGAACUGCACAACUCAGGGGUUCGCAUUGAAAUAUCUUGGGUUGUCUUUGGGUGUGAGUCCAAGUAGAAAGAACAUAUGGAAACCAGUUGUGGAUAAAAUAAAGGCCAAGCUCUCUGGAUGGAAAAGUAGAUUUUUGUCAUUUGCUAGUAGGUUGACGUUGAUCAAGGCAGUAUUAUCUAAUCUGCCAGUGUAUUACCUAUCAUUGUUCAAGAUGCUUGAAGGAAUUGCUAAGGAAAUAGAUAGCAUUCAGGCUGCAUUCUUAUAG